CGGUGAAAUAAAUGCAUUAUCAAAAAUAAAUAACGAUUUUCCACAAAUCGGAAUUGUAGAUUACUAUAUUCGGUUGCUUAGCAACCAAACGAAUGAAUACAAUUUUUCUUCAAUUAAUUUUCAAGUAAUAUCAACCCAUUGAAAUUGUCCUAAAGUGAAAAAAAAAAUGGGAAUUUGGGAAGACAAAGAAGUUAAAUUUGAUAUUCCUUUCACAGAAAUGAGAUUGAGGCCUGGGGAAAAAAUAAUAGAUCGACUAGACAAUAUUGAAGAUACGAAAGGUAACGCAGGAGAUAGAGGAAGAUUGGUAGUAACCAAUAUAAGAAUGCUUUGGCAUUCUAUAACUAGCCCAAGAAUCAAUCUAACAAUUGGAUUAAACUGUAUCAUGGCUAUAAAUACUAAAGAAGUUAAUUCUAGACUAACUGGUACUGCGCAAGCUUUGCAUAUAUUAACAUUGUCAAAUAAAACUAGGUUUGAAUUUAUUUUCACAAACUUGGUACCAGGCAGUACAAGGCACUUGACCACAAUUUCAGGGGUACAUAAGGCUUAUUUAUCUUCAAGAUUAUACAGGGAACUCAAACUGAGGGGUGCAAUUAUACAGCACAAACAUCUGAAAAUGCUACCGUUGGAACAAGUAUAUUCUACUAUGGAUGGUGUUUGGAACUUGUCCAGUGAUCAAGGAAGUCUAGGAACCUUCAUAGUAACCAAUAUAAGAUGUGCAUGGUUCGCAUCAACCAAUGAAGGGUUCAACAUAUCUUUGCCAUAUAUUCAAAUCAACACAAUCGUCAUUCGGGACUCGAAAUUUGGACAGGCACUAGUAAUAACCACUUCCGAUGAAAGUGGUGGCUUUGUUCUCGGUUUCCGGUUGGAUACGGAAGAAAACAUGAAUAAACUAUAUAAAGAACUCUAUGCUGUCUAUUCAACCAGCAUCAACCACCCUAUAUAUGGCGUUGAAUACCAAAUUUCUGCAAUGUCAAGUGAACAACAAAAUUCUGAUAUUUUAGAUGUUGAUGCCAUCGACGAUCCUAAAGGUGAAAUAACGAAUACUUUAGCCGCCUAUUUGGCCGAAGGAGGUCACAAAACUGACAAACCUGUCUAUUGUCCUGAGUUGGGAUUGGCCGUUGAACAAAUCAAAAACGGCUUCACGAUUCAGAAACUGUGGGAAGUCAUACCAGCAACAAAUUGAAGCAAACAUAAAAAAAGUUCAUAACAACAAAAGUAUUGCACUCCAUUAUUGUCUUGCUACUUCCAAUCCUUAUGACUAUGAGGUUGAGGUUUGAGCCUUGAGUCGGGAAAGAAUUUUUUUUGGUUCCUGAGCGGUCUAAGGAGAGGACUGGAGAAAAAAAAAUUCAAGAAUAUUUGUGUAUAUAAAAAUAAUAAAUAAACCAAUUAAUAAUUUUUUCUUCUUUACUUGUGAGGGUUUAAUAAGAAGAUGAUUUAUUGAUUGUAUAUGUAUAUUUUUCUUAUUGUCUAAACACCAUCAAAAUUAAUUAUUAAACUUAACCAAUAAAUUCGACUGUAUGUGUUUUUAUGAUAUACAGGAUGAUUUACCGGGGUGGCCUAUUAGACGUUUAUGGA
Harmonia axyridis is the source of this 1575-nucleotide messenger RNA. It is a transcript of the gene BBS5, whose product is annotated as Bardet-Biedl syndrome 5 protein homolog. The transcript is spliced from 6 exons. Gene Ontology annotation, cellular component: ciliary basal body; BBSome. Gene Ontology annotation, molecular function: phosphatidylinositol-3-phosphate binding. Gene Ontology annotation, biological process: intracellular transport; cilium assembly. The record is from RefSeq and is a predicted model, not a curated record. Bases 167 to 1183 code for a protein of 338 amino acids. NCBI's taxonomy places the organism in Eukaryota, Metazoa, Arthropoda, Insecta, Coleoptera, Coccinellidae.